Messenger RNA from Octopus sinensis (East Asian common octopus), 842 nucleotides. RefSeq names its product NADH dehydrogenase [ubiquinone] 1 alpha subcomplex assembly factor 4. Gene Ontology annotation, biological process: mitochondrial respiratory chain complex I assembly. The transcript has 3 exons. Gene Ontology annotation, cellular component: mitochondrion. NCBI's taxonomy places the organism in Eukaryota, Metazoa, Mollusca, Cephalopoda, Octopoda, Octopodidae. The record is from RefSeq and is a predicted model, not a curated record. The coding region runs from base 157 to 801 and encodes 214 amino acids.
UCAUUGAUGGUGUGUGGUGGACAUAUGUUGAUGUUACACCGUUGUUGACCUCCCCCGUGUCAAUGUCAGUUACAUCAUAACACCCGAAUGAACUCCUUGCAGCGAAUCUCCUGGGGGCUUUGAUCUCUGAUCUGAUCUGAUCUGAUCGGACUGAUUAUGGGUAACUUCGGGUCAGCAGUGUUGAGGCCGCUGAAGAAUUUCAAUAUUGAAGCCCGGGCCCAUCGGGAACUUGAGAGGCAGAAGAUUAAGUCCGUGUCUGCUCCUAGGUACAAACAACCUGAAGUCACCCAAGGACAAGAGGAACGAGAAUCUGACCCUGUUACUAACUCAAAAGACGAGCUCCUUCAUGAAAGACUUAAAGUUGUUCGGGUGGAAUCUGUUGGACCAGCUAACAAGCCAUUCAAAAACCCCAAAUUACCAGAUCGUUCUACAUCGCUGCCAGAACCAGAAUACGGAGUCGUGGAACCGGCUAAUGUACCACCGGGUCGUGUUACUAUAAGUCAAGCAUUGAAUCUCAUUUCUCAGCACCAGACGGAUCCAAAAUUAUACAGCGCCAGCCACAUUGCAAGAGAAUACAAACUGGAACUUCAUAAUGCUCAGCAGAUUCUAAAAUAUUUUCAGGUCUUUCAUAUGCAUAUUCCAAAGAAAAUGGAAGAGAAAUUCCCUCAUCUUUUGACUGUUUUGAAAUCCCAAAUGUCUCAAAUGGAAUCUGAAAGACAGAGAAGACUUCUCGACUUUGCUAAGGAAGCUAAAAAUCCAAGCAAAAAAGAAAUUCUUGAAAAGGAUAUACAAAAAUCAUAAUAGAAAAUGUUAACAAAUAUAAUUUAAAAUAAUUUCCAGGC